Jaminaea rosea is the source of this 961-nucleotide messenger RNA. RefSeq lists its product as hypothetical. The record is from RefSeq and is a predicted model, not a curated record. The transcript is spliced from 3 exons. Lineage: Eukaryota; Fungi; Basidiomycota; Exobasidiomycetes; Microstromatales. Gene Ontology annotation, molecular function: protein binding. Bases 295 to 870 code for a protein of 191 amino acids.
UCGACGGCGUCCCCCGCACGACACGCCAGACCCGCACGACACACUCCGGCCCUCCGGAUCGCGGCCUGGGUCAGGCUGAGGCGCUGCCAGGGCGAGAGAGCGAGCUUCUUCCUACCGGCAACCGCUUGCUCCCUUUUCACUCCUUUUUCCUCCACUCUCGCCUUUCUAUCCCUCCAAUCCCUUCAUCCGGCCUCGCCGAUUUCCCCCCUAUUCCCCCUCGUCACCACGACGCCAAAGUAGCUCACAAGCCUCCCAACGGUCUUUAUUGUCGUCUCCUACCCUUGAGCUACCAAGAUGACUGCCACUCUGUCCUCAGCUGCACCCUCUGCCAAGGCUAGCACCUACUCUGCCCACCUCACCAACGGCGACCCUUCAAAAGCAUCGGCCGCCUACAAGCCUACUCACCCUGGCCGCUUCCAAGUCAAGUUCCAGCCGGGCUCCUACAACUCGUGCUUGGUCACGCAGCGUCGCUUCGCCAAGGAUGAGACGCUCGCUAUGAUGGACAGCGCAGAGUACAGCAACGAGAAGCGCUACUCUACUGUUCAGGUCGGCAAGGACAGACACAUUGAGCUCAACAGCGAUCUCCUCUACAUCAACCACUCAUGCGAGCCCUCAGUCCGCUUCGAGGUCGAUGGGCCCCACGACACCUGGAAGGCAGUCGCCGAGCGAGACAUCGAAGCCGGCGAGGCCCUCUCCUUCUUCUACCCCUCGACCGAAUGGAGCAUGUCCCAGCCUUUCCCGUGCAACUGUGGCUCCAAGUCGUGCCUCGACCGCAUCUCUGGCGCCAAGGACAUCCCUGCCCAGACGCUGCGAAAGUACUUUGUCAAUAAGCACAUUCAGGAGCUCAAGGACGAGCAGUCCGCGGUCUAGGCGCGCUCGCAGUCGCGGUCACUUGCGAACGUCCAUCUAUAGUCUUGUAUAAUGGUCUUAAAAUUUAUUGCCAAGUAGACAUCAUCAGAAA